Schistosoma haematobium is the source of this 6089-nucleotide messenger RNA. RefSeq names its product Transcription factor (gene OLIG2). NCBI's taxonomy places the organism in Eukaryota, Metazoa, Platyhelminthes, Trematoda, Strigeidida, Schistosomatidae. The coding region runs from base 3457 to 4749 and encodes 430 amino acids. The record is from RefSeq and is a predicted model, not a curated record. The transcript has 5 exons. Gene Ontology annotation, molecular function: protein dimerization activity.
AAUCAACAAUUUUUGUUGUCUUUCCAAUUGAAUCUACCAAUUCAUACAGUGUAUUAUGUGAUCAAAGUAAACAGGGACUAAAUUCAUAAAUCAAUUAUUCAUCUCUAUGUGAUAAAAAUUUUUAGUAGAAAAACUUAAUACAGUAUUAAAGGUGAACACUUCCUAAAAGUAAACAUUAGCUACAACGUAGGAUCAGCCACAUAUAUGCAUCGGUCCAAGUUGCACAAGAUGAACACCGAAUUCAUAGAAGUAGUCACUUCAAUCGUAGUAAUGUAUAACAGAAAGUUCGUAGAAACAAAGAUAUGAAGUGAUUUUAAUCUCAUGGUUUAAGGGAAAAACAGCGAGUGUAUACAGCUACGCCAUUGUGAUCGAUCCUGAAACAUGUCAUCCACAGUCACCAACCACUGUUAAUGAUAGUCGCGUGGACAUCAGCAAAGUAGUCUGCAUCCACGAACGUGGCUCACACCAGAAGUUGGUGACUGCAUGGAUUGAUGCCACCUUUUGUUUCGGCAGCCCCUAACUUUCUUCCAUUCGUCUACAACACUAGUCAGCAUUGCGCGUCGUGGUAAUCGGUGUUCAGGCACACGUAGCACGUCGUCCGACCAUCUCAGUCGAUGAGAAUUCACAACCUCAUCAACUGAUUUAACAUUAUUCCCUAAUACCCUGUGUCUCACCUCACUAUUACUUACCCGGUGAUCACAGCAGAUGGGAGCAAUAUUUCUAAGAUAUGUGUGGUUAAAUACUAGUAACUUACGAGCAUCCUCUACCAUUAACGGACACAGUUCGCAACCGUAAAGUAGGACAACAGAACGAACUGCCGUGCAGUAAACUCCCCUCUAUUUGACAGACGAAUAUCUCUCCUUCGCCACAGGUGAUGUAACUUGGCAAAAACAAACGAGAUUUUUGAAUCCGUGCACAGAUUUCGUAAGACAUCAACACAUUAGGGAUGAUCAGACUUCCAAGAUAGAUAAGUGAAGUUGCUGACGCACUCGACCACUUCACUCCCUAUCCUUAAUUCAGGUGAUGAUGCAGGCCAGUCAGUCCUGAAGCAACAACAUGAAUUUAGAGGGGGAGAAGCGCAUCCCAAACAUUCUGGCAUUGUUGCUCAGUGCUACCAAAACACUCUGCAUUUUAUCAGCGUCUUCAUCAAACAGGACUAUGUCAUCUGCGUAUUCCAAUUCGAUAAGUGGACCUCGUGGUAGGAGAUCAAUGCCCGAAAAUUCAGUGGAUGAGAGCAUUAUUUGCAUUAGUAGGUCUCUGAUGAAAUUGAACAAAAAUGGAGGAAGUGGACAGUCUUGACGGACACCACUUGAGGUUGCAAAAUCAGAUGACAGUUCACCAUAUGUUCCGACUCGACUGUUAGUGUUUGAGUAAAGAGCCUUUACGUCUGCAUCCGGUUCUCCUUGUUAAACAGGUACAUAAAGUAUUCCAUAUUUUUCAGAGCUUUUCCAUCGAGUGUGAUUAGGUUGAUGUUCUCCCUACUGUAUUUGAGAACCUUGCUUUUUCCUUGAUAUAUAAUGAGGCCUACUGACGCAGAGGCUGCUGCUUCAGUAAGUGUGUUCAUCUGAAUUUGGGAUAGAAGGGCUAGAUCAUCUGCGAAACCCAAAUCUUUAAUUGAUUCUGAUCUAUCCAUUGUAUUCCGUGCUUUCCCUCAGAUGUCGAGGUCUUGAUAAUUCAGUCAACCAUUAGAAGAAAGAGGAAGGGGAAGAAUAGACAGCCUUGUCUGACUCCGGUCCCUACUUGAAAUGGAUUCAUGCUUGACUUGCAGUCCGUCUUAUGAGUUCCGGAUAAUAUUGUCAAUCUUCUCAGAGACUCCAUAGUGUCGAAGAAGUUUCCAUAAAGUUCUCUUGUCCACAUUGUCAAAUGCUUUCUCAUGGUCAAUGAAGUUGAUGUUUAGUGACGAGUUCGAUUCAAUCGAUUGUUCAACGAUGAUCCAAAGUGUUGUAAUUUGGUCUGUGCACGAACGAUCCUUACGGAAUCCAGUUUGGUUCGAAUCCAUCAACUAAAUACUUUUAACCAAAGGAAAAAAUUUCUGCUAUAUGGUUAUUAAACAUAUUCCCAAAUAAACUGCUUAUCACUGUGAUUCAAUCGAAAAACUUUUCAAUUACUGAUUUAUUUAUCAUACAUGUCAUAUGAUGACAAUAAAAAUAACCUUCAACCACAGGGUGUAAUCAGUCAUCAUUACUUAUUUGUAUAAACUAGAAAGUGAUAAAAACAAAUGUCUAUUCAAUAAAUGACUUUUAUAGAUCUUCAAUAUGUUCACUCUUUAAUAGUUCAUCUUGGAUCAUCAUAUUCUCUACCAUCUGAAUUAUUCACUUUGAAUAAGUAAGUAAAUAGAUGAAAUGAGAUGGUCAAAGAGAGAGACAAAAAAAAAUUAUAUCAUGGUUCAAUGUUCCAAUGAAUGAUCUAUUCUCCUUUCCCUUCUUUAAACCAUCUGUUUAUUAACUUCUUAUCUUUUAUUAAUUCAAUUAAUAAUUAUUCGUUUAUUUUUUGUUUGUUUUUUCUAAUUGGGUUGGUAUAUGAAUCUUUUUUCUAUUGAAGUUUAUUCAUUAGAUAACACCUUUCAAUUACUCACUAGGUGGUAAUUAAUUAUGGGCUUAUUUAACCUUUAUGACUUUACAUCAAAAAGAAAAACAAAAAAAGAAGAAGCGAAAAGAAAAUUAUUAGUAUGGGGGUUGUGGAGAUUGUUAAGUUUAUGAUUGAGAUCAUAAACCGAUUGAUGUUAAACCAUCAUUGAAAACCUGGAAGCAUUGGACGGUCGUUUCGUCCCAUUAUUACUAAUCACUUUAAUAAACAAAUUCAACUUGACAAUGUAAAUUAGAUCGCCUAAAGGCAUAAAUCAAAUACAUUAAAAACAAACACAUUUAAACAACCAUGAUGUUAUAUUGUAAUAAACAAACUUGAUAUUCUAUGAUCUGAAUAGACAACAGGUGAAACAUUAAUGAUGAUUGAAUAUGAACCAUAUUGAAUUGAAAUUCCAUUAUAUUGAAGAUUGAUCACGUGGUUGUGAUCAUAUUAUAUUUGCCUUUAGGCUUAUUAUAUAAUCAUAACUCAAUGAAAUGUCGAAUAAAAUAGAAGAAGAUGAAGAACAGGCUGCAUAAUUCAGUGUUUCAGUGUGCUGAAAUUACGCGGUUAAUGUAAUACUCCAAAUGUUGUCGCAAAUUUUCAUGAAAUCAGUUUUUGUUCUCUCGGUUUUUGUUGCGGCUACUCAAGUCAAUGUAUUUCUGCAGGUACACUCGCUUGUUUUAUGUUAUAAAAAACAAUUUUCUUCCACUUUGAUUGAUUCGUACACCAACCGCACUUAUUGGCUAAUUUUGAUUGGCCAAUACUAGACAAGUAAAUAUAAACCAAUCAUAUAACGAAUCAACAUAAGCUUAUUUGUAUAUAAAUGAACAGGAAACAGUCACUAAAAUAUCAUUUAAGAUUUACGGAACGGACUAGUCUACGUCCUCCUCUAUGAAUUACAGUGUAAAUAAUUUAGGAAAUACACAAAGAAAUUCCAUGCAACUUAAAGAUUCUGAUAAUGAUUUAUAUAAAAAUGUCAAUUUCAAUAGCAUCAAUACUGAUUCAUUAAAUUUAAUUUCAAAGAGAACUACUCCAAUAAGAUCCAGACCUCGUUUAUUGGCUAAAUUAAUCAAUAAAAGGAAACGUGAAACCAUGCAGUUACGUAAUCCUAGAAAGAAAACGAAUAAUAAAACAAAAACUGAUCAUUCAGAUUUCUUGGGUGUGGAUUCGAAUAUGUACGAUACUCAUAAUUCAGAGAACCAUACAAUUAAUACUGAUAUAUUACCUCCAGUUACAGAUGAAGAAUUACAAGAGUUACGUUUAAAUAUUAAUCAGCGUGAAAGACAAAGAAUGCAUGAUUUAAAUUUAGCCAUGGAUGGAUUGAGGUCUGUGUUACCAUACACACAAAAUUCAUCUAUGAGAAAAUUAUCUAAAAUUGCAACAUUAUUGUUGGCAAGAAAUUACAUCCUACUUCUUACAAAAAGCUUAAAUGAACUACAAGAAAAGUUAGAUAUUAUAUCGAAAAACCCUUCAGUAUGUCAAUAUGAAUCCAUAAAACCAACUAAUCCUACUGAAUAUCCCUACCCAACUGUUUCUACUGAUUCAAUAAAAUAUUUACCAAUAUUAUCUUCAAUAAACUCCUCAUUAUUUUCAUUAUCAACACCAAUUCUCUCGUCAUCAGUAGCGAAAUCAACUUCUUUGUCGCCUUGUUCUUCAACUUCAUUCAUUUAUCCAACAUCAACUAUUUCAAUGUUACAGUCAGUACCCAAUUCAUCUUUGUUUGUACCGUCUAGGAAUCAUCAGUACAGACACAAAAGUGAUGAACAAACCGGUCAAAUUUCUAUGCCUAUACAAGAUGACAAUGAUAAAAUUAAUAUUGUAUCUAAUAAUUCUAUUUAUUCAACACUAAAACCAUUAUUUUCAUUUCUUGAUCCUAAUUUAAUGAAUAAUUUAAUAAAUGAUUGUUCUUAUAAUAAAAACAAUACCAUUCUCUUUGAUACUAAUCUUAGUAACAAUCCACAUAGCAACAAUCAUAAUGAUUUAAUACUUGACAAUCAAAGUACACAUUUCAAGCAUUUUGAUUCACCUUCUCAUACUAUUUUAUCCAAUUAUCUAUCUAUAGAAAAAUUUAGUCCAUUAAAUACAAUGAAUAGUCACCUAAUAGAUCCUCAAUUAAAUUCAAUAUUUAGAUUAAAUCUUAUACCUUCAUCAAGUAUUUACUCAUCAUCUCAAUAUACUAUAUAAUAUGUAAAUAUGUAUAGGAAUCAGUAAUGUUUACCAUAUUUCUUCUUCUCCUUCAGAGAAUAAUUUUCAAAUGUACAACACAUAUGGUCCUAGAUGAAAGAAAUUCUUUCCAAACAAAGGUGGUUAAAGACUGGAUUUUACAAUACUACUGAAUAUCAAAGUGCCGAAUAACACGAAACCUGGAUUUAGGGUAUCCAGCCGACUACUUUCAAUCACCACCUCAUCUUGUAUUGUCGGUUGCUAUGUUAAGCCCACAUAACUUAUUCUAGCUUCUGAACAAGCCAAUUUAUCCAUUCUAUUUGAAUCACGUUUUGACCAUGUUAACUAUUCACUUAUCAACCUUGACUGCAUUUAUGUAAACAUAUAAGUGUUCAUUUCCUAUCUUACUCAUCACAUGUUUGUAACUUAGUUUUGUUCGGCUAUAAAUAUCCAUUAACACUUGGUUGAAUCCAGUUGGCCUUCUCCACUGUGCGCCAUUUUGUUUCACUUCUCUCUCUUCUUCUUCGCUUUCUUUGCUGCGUCUCUCUGAUUGUUUGUUCAAAAUAUACAUAUUCGAAAUCCAUUCUCGUAUUUGAUUCCGUUAUUCCCUUAUUCAUCAACACGGAUUAAGUCGAUAAUUAUACACAUGGAUAACCGACAUAUAUAUUUCAAUAACAAUCAUUCAUACGAUCGUUCUAGAGUCAGAUAUAGGAUUAACGAAAUCUUAACAUAGGGCACGCGAUCUGGUCACAUUGCAACUUGUUCGAUAAUGUUAAAUCUAUACUAAGAAAGACUUUACACACAUACACAACAUUAGUCACUACACAGUUAUCAAUGAAUUGUAAAUUUUUUUACUUGUUUCCACAUAUGUCAAGUUAAACAGUCAACUAAUAGAUCAUCAACACAUGACAUUUUAUACUCUUUUCUGGUUAACGUUUUUGUUUUCUAUCGAGUUAGUUUUUGCUAUGAGAUGAAGUCGUUAACCUCAUGUCUAACCCUCCUCCUUUAUCCGAGUUUCAAACCGUCACAAACCUCAGGAGUGCGGAGGUGGCGGCGCUCCAGGCAGAGUUAUACUUACACAAAAAUAAUUCUAACUUAUGGUUACGUCCAUUUAAACAUUUUAAAAUGAUGAAUCAAUUUAUUAAUUUUUUUUGUGUUAAACCAUAUGUUUCAUUGCUCCUAGAUAAAUCUGUAAAACAUGUUAUAAUACAAUAAAUCAAUAUUUAGUUGCCAAGAUGGGCUGCUUUUUUAGUUUUAAAAAAAAAGAAAAAAAAAUCAAAUAAUGUAAUUCAAGCUUCUUAUAAUAUGAAUGUUUUGUUAAAAAACGAAAUAUUUUUUAUAUUCUGUUAACGAGUAUGGAC